AUGGCAUCCGACAUAAAAAUGAGUCGAGAUCAGUUAACAUAUCAUAUUCCAAAACGAUUUAUAGUUGUUGGGCUAUGCGGGGUAGCUUUUGCAAUCUGCUAUGCAGUUGCGAUAGUUUUUAUGGCAAUGGAUUUUGGAUGGUCAUCAACGACACAAGGAAUAGUGUUAUCAGCAUUUUUCGUAGGAUACUUAACGACCCAAGUAUUAGGAGGAGCGCUAGCCGAUAAAUUUGGAGGAAAGCCGGUUUUAGCAAUAGCCGCAGCAACACGAGUGCUUUUCACAUUAUUAACACCGAAAGCAUCCGAAUUUGGAUUGAAUCCUUUAAUAAUAUGUAGAAUAUGCGUUGGUAUAGGAGAAGGAGCGUUAUUUCCGGGAGUGCAAUCCUUAAUAGCAAAGUGGAUCCCGGCACAAGAAAGAUCAAGAGCCGUCGCCGUCGUAACAGGAUCAAGUCUUAUCGGAGCCGUUAUUGGAUUGCCGUUAGCCACAUGGUUGGGUAACGGAAUUUAUGGAUGGGAGUGCAUCUUUUAUUUGUUUGGAACAAUCGGUAUGUUUUGGAGCUUAUUAUGGCAAAUUUAUGGAUCAAGCUUACCGGAUCAAUAUGAAGGGAUCAGUCAAGAAGAAUUAAAGUUAAUAAAAGGAGUCGGCAAGUUUGAGGACGAAGAAAAUAAUGUAACACAACGGGAGCGUCUAAACGCGAAUCCCGAAGUUAAUGUAUCACGACAGGAAGAUGUUCCUAAUGUCGCAGAGGAUGAAUCAUCUCCUUUGUUAGCUGACAAUAAGAAGAAGAAUUCUAAAUUAACAAAUGACAUACCAUGGAAAUUGAUACUUUCAAGGAAAGAAGUCUGGGCAUUAUUGAUAACAUAUUUUUGCAAUUCGUGGGGAUAUUUCAUCAUGUUGACAUGGUUGCCAACGUAUUAUUUAGAUCACUUUGGAAUUGAUAUCAAGAAAUUGGGAUACUUUGCUGUCAUACCUUAUGCUGUGCAGGGUGCCAUGGGUUUUGUCGUCGGCACGAUUGGUGAUCAUAUGAUUCAUAAAGUUAAAUUUCGAGUUAUAACCAUUAGGAGGAUCGCUCAAUCUAUUGGAAGUUUUGGCGUCGCUAUUUUCCUUUUAUUGGCGGCGUAUUUCGCAUCAACUCCAUUUGAGGGUAUUAUUUUAAUUACGAUCGGCAUGGGGUUAAAUACGUUCACAUUAGCGGGCGUAUCUGUAAAUCAGUUUGAUAUUGCCCCUAAAUAUGCAGGAAUCAUCUACGGUCUUGGGAACACAUUGGGAGUGAUCCCUGGUAUUUUUGGUGUGGCAUUAACUGGUUGGAUUCUGGACGUAACAGGAAGAAAUUGGAAUAUUAUUUGGGAUAUUGCGGCUUCUUUAUAUUUUAGUUCGGCAUUAAUUUUCUUGGCCUGGGCCGGUGGUGAUGUCAUCAUCGAUUGA
Funneliformis geosporum is the source of this 1425-nucleotide messenger RNA. NCBI's taxonomy places the organism in Eukaryota, Fungi, Glomeromycota, Glomeromycetes, Glomerales, Glomeraceae. The record is from the annotation of a GenBank genome assembly.